Molecule: messenger RNA, 8082 nt
Organism: Pelodiscus sinensis (Chinese soft-shelled turtle)
Lineage: Eukaryota; Metazoa; Chordata; Testudines; Trionychidae
Gene: JCAD
Product: junctional cadherin 5 associated
Biological process (GO): positive regulation of blood vessel endothelial cell proliferation involved in sprouting angiogenesis
Cellular component (GO): ruffle membrane; adherens junction
Source: RefSeq, a predicted model, not a curated record
AAGGCCUCGCCGAUAACUUGCGGGAAGCUUGAGGCUCACUUCAAAGGCACUAAGCUGCUGGGGAGGAAAGGCCAGGCAAGCGCCUGCACUAGGCAUGCUCAGCAGGGACUGGCUCCGUGCGAGGCUGGGCUGGCUCACAAGUCUGCCGAGGGCGGAGAGCAGGGCAGGCAUGAGGCAGCCGGUGGUGAUGGCUCCCACAGAAGAGAGCUUUCUCCUGGUGUAACUGUGACUGACUGAAAUCAACGCAACAUGUUCAGUGUGGAGGACCUCCUGAUUUCUCAUGGAUAUAAAUUGUCCAAAAAUCCCCCUGCUUCAUAUGAGAACAGAAGUGAUGGCUACCAGCCUGAAGCUACAGAGACGAGAACUAGUCGGGGAGCACUGAAUGGGUUUGAGACAGACGCUGGAGCCUACAUUUACAGCAAGAAACCCCUGGCCAAAGGCAACCUGAGCAGCAGCGAAGGCAGUCAUGGGAGCCAAGGGAGGCACCACGCCGGCCCCGGUUACCCCCCAGACCUCCAGGGUUUGUCCACUUUUCAUACUUCAGAAGGGGGAUUUUAUGACAGACCUCAGUUAGCAUGGUCUUCGGGGCCCAAGACUGACAAAGAUUUGGCGUACUGGAGAAGAAGAGGACAAGACUUCAGCGUACUGCUGGGUUACACUGACAAAGGAGACUCUGAAAUGAAAGGAUUGGCACCACCCCAUGGGGUGUACAGACAUGCUAAAGAAAGUCAGCUGGACGUAGGUGCAGGAACAGAGAAUGUGACAAGAAGUGGCUUGCAAGAGACCUGGAAAGCGCCUGGUGAUUACAAAUGGCAAAGUUUAAGAACUGAAAGCUGGAAACAACCUAAAACAUUAGGAAGACAAAUGUCUGAAGGUGAUAGAGAGAAACUGCUUCAAGAUCUAUACUCAUUGACUCUGGGAGACAACAUACUUAGCUCCCAGGACAAAGGGAAAUCACAGUCCUUGCCAAGAGUUCUUUCACCGGAGACCCUAAAGUGUGUGGAAAUUCCCUCCCUGGUGAAUAAUCAUCACUUUCUAAGUGGCACUAAAGCACCCUCCGGUCCCCAAAACAGACUGCCUUUGGAACUGGCAAAACCCAGGGAAACUGGAAGCCAUCUUCUUCCUCUGGCCAAGCCCAAGUAUGGCAGACCCCUUAAACCUCCAUCCUAUGAACUGCACCGACAGAGCAGGGCAUCUAUAGAAACCAGUGGCUUGCAGGACCACCAGCAAACAGAGGAGCCCAGUUCAUGUUUAGCCAAAGGAAAUGAGCUGAAGCAAGACAUUUCCAUUCCAGACCCUGGUUUAGAACCCCCUGUCUAUGUACCGCCGCCAUCUUAUAAGUCCCCACCUCCACUAAGUGUGAAUCAGCAUUCCCUCAGUGAAGUGCCUAACUAUGACUUGUACUUUGACAGCAGUCAGUGGCAUCCAGUAGAAAGGACAGUUGUCAGCCAUCCGCCCUCCACUAGUACAUUGGAAACUGGGGGUGAGCACUGCAAAGAUGAUCACCAUCCUCAUGGAAAACAAAGCCAUUCCAGGCACACUGAUGACUACCUGCAUUCCAUUCAGUAUAUUCCUUUUGAUGAUCCUCGAAUACGGCAUAUUAAAAUAGCACAUCCAGAGAGCCUCCAGGACAAUACUAAAUACACUGAAAAUACAUGUAGAACCAUUCCUACUGCUUUUCAGGAGAGAGCUAUUGAACUAUCUAAUAGUGCCUUUUUGGAUCCAUCAAGUUUACUAAAUACUGUAAAAGGUGAGAGAAUGCCUGACAGUACCACACAUAGCAACAGGUGGUUGGCAGCAUCCAACAGAGAUCAGGAAAACUGGGCCCAGCCUGACCAAAGAGAUGGCCGUGACACAGGCAAUCACCUCUCCAUGAAUGAAACUAAUCAGGAGUAUACAAAGGGCAACCUUUCUGUAAGAAACCCACAUAUGGAUAGCACCUGUGAGACUGUUACUAGAGUUAAAAAGUUUGAACCUGGAACUGGGAUGCAGACCAAAAAGAGUUCAAAGAAAAAAAUGAAUGAAACUAUAUUUUGUUUGGUAUCCAUCCCAGUUAAAUCUGAAUCAAAUCUGCCAGAUACGGAUAGGAACAAUAACCUAACCCAAAGCCUUGAUAAGAAGAAUGAGUUUGAUAACAAUGGAGCUUUGCAAGAACAAAGUCUGUUAAGUAUGUCUUCCACUGACUUGGAGUUACAAGCUCUCACAGGAAGCAUGACCAAUAAAACUGAGUUACAAAAACAAGAGCUGUGGAAACCAGAGGAGUUCAAACAAAUGAAUGACCUCAGUUUUACUCAGACUACAAAACACAGGGAACUCAAAUACUCUGGCUCUUGGCCAGGUGAUCAGUACAAAGACCAGCAAACACAGACAUGUUUCACUGAAGACCCUAAAAGCUCACGCUUCUUCCAUGGCAUAAAACCUGAGCAACCAAAUAAUAAACUAAUGUCUCCAAAAUUCUUGUCCUGCACAACAUCUGUGGCUGGGUCAGACCAGGCAGAUUUACCCCCCAAUAACAGGAGGUGUAGGCAGAAUACAUACAAUAUGAAAGGUCAGAUGAACCUGAGUCCCUCCAGCAAUAGUGCAUUUUCAAGGACUGCCACCUCUGUAAUUCAGGUACAUUCACCAAAGGCUUACCAGAGCCAGCCUUAUGGGUCCUGCACAAACUUACCAACUCAGGAAGGGGAAAUAGGUGCAAUUGGCACUGGUGAUGUUGUCAAGGGUGAGAGAAGUGCUCCCUGCAAUAGUAAAGAACUGUUUGGACAAUUUCUCUUGAAACCUGUGGGUCGCCGUCCCUGGGAUGCAAUAAGUGAAUUAGAAAGUUUUAACAAGGAGCUUCAAGGGCAGGAAGAAAGUACUAGUAGUGAAGAUGGUGUGGAGAGUGAGGGAACCAAGCAGGAAAGUGUUCCUACAAAUACAGGAACCUUCACAACUUGUGAAUCAACUCAGGAACUCAGACCUUGUAAGAAGCUAAAAACUGUGGUACCAGAAGUUCCUGUAUUUAGACAAGGAAGAGUUAAAAGUAAGUCUGAAAGUUGGAGUACAGAGUUUAAGUCUGAUGAUCCGUAUAUCUGUGCUGGAUCACAAAGCUCCUUGAGUGCGAAAGAGAACAGUAGUUUAGUUAGGCCAGCAGAUGGAAGUGUCAUAACAAAAAAACAGGAAGCCAAGAACAGAAUAAACAAACACGGAGCUAGUUUAGGCCCAGUCAGGAGAGUUUUAUCCAGUAGUCCAAGUAAUGUACAUCCGAGUAAUCCAUUCAAUCAUGUGGACUUGGAGACAAAGGACGAUAGACAUUACAUAGCUAAUAUAUUAGAUUUUGUAAAAUGGAACAAAAGCUCAAGUCCCAGAAACGAUAAACCUUUAGAGCGAGGCUCUAUAGUGAGAUUGUCUUUAACUAAUAGAAAUCAAGGUCAUUCUGAGCCAGAUUUGAGGUCUGUGGGACUAGAUAUUGAUUCUGAGCCUGGUGUUAAAAACUCUGACUUUUCUGCAAAUGCAAUGGAGAUCCCCCCAAAUGAGUCGCUGCAGGCAAGAGCUGCAAGGAUUCUGGGUAUAGAGGUAGCAGUCGAGUCUCUAAUUCCUGGGGACAAAACUGGUCUCCACCAAAACCCCAGCCCUGCAAAUGGUGUCCAGGAUCCUGAAUUACCAGUAAGUGGAACAGUAUGUGACAAAGUAGAAACAAAAGACUGCUCUUAUGAGGGCAGACGAAAGUGUGGCUGGACAGAAAGCUCUUUCUUUGUUGGAGAGCGCAAUGUCUCCUUUUGGACUGGUGAUCGUCAGAGCACUGACCAAGAAACCAAUUCUAAAACUCUGAUAACUGAGCAAGGUUUUGAACCAUAUAUAGGUCCCAACAGGCAAGAGAAGGAUCCAGACCAGCCUUGCAAGUCUGUUACACAUCAACUUGCUGAAAGAAACGUGAUCAUUCCAAGCUCAGAAAAGAGAGUCAGAAGCACCUCAAAGGUGAUUGAAACAUUACAAGGUAAACUUGCCUCUCCCCCUAGCCGAACUGUUAUGGAUCGUUUGGUGCGAAUGAAAGAAGUUGACUCAGUUUCCCGUAUGCGGCGUCUGAGUAUCAAGAGUGCAGACUCAGGGGAGGAAGUAGAUGAAGAGAAACCACUGAGGGUACAAGAGGAGAGAGGUAGCUGUGCCCCAAUCAGCGGUAAUGAACUCUCUCGCAAAAUGGUGCACACAGGUGCUGUUUCCAAGCGCAUCAUCUCUCUCAGUGAAAAUGGACACAUAACUGCGAUGGGCAAGAAAAAGACUGACCGAGAUUUUUGUUUGGAUUCGUAUGAUCCCUCCAGGGUUGAAAGGGUGUGAGAUGAACACAGAUGAGAAUCUAGAGAUGUCUGCUUUCCUAAGAAUGUUUUGCUGGUUUUUUGCUCUGUGUUUUAACACAUGGAAACUUCCUCCAUUUGUGGUGUUUAUGGUAUUCUGAUAAAGCCUUUACUACUGCCAAUAGGAACCUAAUUAUUCAUACAUAACUGCUUUGUGGUGAUCACAGAAAACUGACUCUUUCUUGGGUACCAUCUGGUUUUUGUAGCUUUAAGACUUAAUGCAUACACUUGGGAAAGUUUUCAUUUAAACUGUGUUUAACAGUUGGCAGCUGGGAUGGUAAACUUGAUGAGGCUACUCUUUCGAGCUUAUUCUGUGUAAAUUUGAACACAGGAGAUUAGUAAAAUGAUUUUAAAGGAAUGUGAAUUUAUAAGCUCAACUUCUUGAUCUCUAAAGCCUAAACCCUGGUUAAGUUGAAGAAUCUUUGGCCAUAAGACAUGAGUCAUAAGUGCUGUUGCACUGAGGGGGUGGGAAAUGCUUUGGAAUGAGGGGAAUGAAUAUGAAUUGAUUGUGAAAUCAGUUUGAACUUCCAUACUUUGAAUUAAUUUUGAUUGAAUUCUUUAUUUGCUUGCCAAAUGUAGAGGAAGAUAAAAGCAAACUCCCCAAGCUCCCAAAAGAUCAAGACUUUUGUAGUACAAUGUACAGAACAUGUAAUUACAUUAGCUAGCAACUAAGUGUUUUGAACCAAUGCAAACAAUACCACUGGCUGUUUUGCACUCAGUAUUAUCUAUUUGUGUUUUGCUGUUAAGAAAUUCUUUAUAUGACAUAAUUGCUGGUUUAAAAUAGCCCAUUUUAACAAAGUUAACUAUAUUUCUUGUUACAGAAUACUGUCUAUUUUUCUACGAUGUAAACAAUUAAGUGGUCAGUAUAAAGAAGUAUUAUUACUAAUAUUAUAUUUUAAGAAGAAUUCUUUUGACUGACAAGAGACGAAGGAGAGGUCACUUAUGUAUCUUAAUGCAUGUUCCAUAUGGCCUCAUAUCCAGUACUGCCACUUUGUUUUGUUGUGAAAAGAUCAAUCAGUGUAUAUGUAUGCAUAUGUAGUACAACGUUAACUUCUACAGUAUUUUUCUUUCAUCUGUUGGCUUGUCUUUGUGCAACAACUCUUUGGAGAACACAGCUAAGAACCAUCUGUGCCGCCAUAACAUUCCACUGGCUAUAACUACCAAAAGUGGGUUUGGGACCCUGUCUCAAUGUCUGUGAGCAGCUCUGAUAAAAUGCCAGGGUUUGUUUAACAUUUUUAUGUACUUUGGCCUUGAAUUGGGCUAAUGUGGUAAAUAAACCAGGGUCAGAUUUGUCAUUGGAAUUUGGGCUUCACCAGUGGGCAUCACCAAAGAUUUGCACAACUUCUUUUGUGACAUUCAAAUAUAUGGCUUUUUGAACAAAAAUUAAAGAGUGUAUAAAAAGCCUGUAUAUUCUGCUGUGUUUAAUACUGAAUUAACUGGCACAAUGUUUGUGUGUUAAAACCUUUAUGGCCACCUCUGUGUAUUUUUUAAAAAUCUUGUUGUUUGCUGAUGUUGUUUUGACAAUUUAUUCAUGAAUUUAAAGGGCUUUGUUACUAACUUUUUUCUUGUUUUAUAGAACCACCUUAUCUUUUUAAACAUUUCAGAUUCCUGAAAUAUUAAUUUUUGGGUGGUUUGUAAGUUAGGAAAAACAGACAAAAACACAUCCUGUGCUUUUGGCAGCAAGAACUUCUUAUCUAUAACAUAAGAACAUUGUGGAAUUUUUUAAAGUUUGUUGUAUAUUAAAAGAGAAUGUGAUUGUAUAAUUUAUUGAAUUGAACCUUGCAGAUAUAUUGUCCAGCUAUACUUAUGAGCAAUCUGUAUGCAUCUUACCCAUCUCUAUGCUCCUUUCUAAAUCUGGCUUCUCUAGUUGUAGACCGUACUAGGCUACAUUGACAGCUCAACAUUAGCAACAACAUGGACCAUCUCUGUGCUAAUAAUGGCUACAAAAUAAGCUUUUCCCCUUGCUCUUCCAGUAAAGAAUCACACUCUGCUUUUCUUUUAAUGAGCCAUUUGAUGUCAAUGAUACUGUUGAAUAUCAAAGCUGAGAUGCCUGGCAAAAACUUGGAUUUAAAGAGGAUUGUAAACUUCCAUCCAUCACCAGUCCAUCUUCCUGCAGUUCAUGUCUGGGACAAUCCAUUUAUUCUGGCAAAUUUGGGCAGGGGGCAUUCAACAAUUUUUUUUUCAACACACCUGUUCUGUAAAUCCAUGGAGUGUGGAUCAAGUUUAAUUGCCAGGACAUGAAAAAAGACAACCACUAAAAGAAAUUUGAACCCAGAGAGUAGGGGGUAUUUAUUGCCUAAAGAGUAGUAAACAGCAGGUUAAUAAACUUUGCGGUACAGUAGUUUGUGACUGACUGAGCUGAAACAACCAUAGUACAAAUGCUUUAAGAACAUAGUAUAUUUGUCUAAUAACACUUGUCAUGUCCUUUCCUAUUAAGAUAUGAUACUCAUAUAUACUCUUGAAUUGUAUUACUCAUAAACCUGUGGUCUGAUAUUUCUAUAGUACAUGUAUCCUGUUAAGGAACAAGUGGCUAGCUUUAUAUGUGAGACUCUUGCCAGAUGCAGUUAGCAUUCAGCUUAGGGACACUUUUACUUGCUGGGGCUAACAUCCCAAACUGAUCCUCAUAAAAAGUUAAGCAGUGAGUUCAGUUUCUUGUCUCUGUGCCUUUCUUACUAUGUGUAUAAAACCAUCCCCCAAGUGGCAGGUGCUAGCAAUGGUGGUGGAGUUGUCUCAGCAGAAAGGUCGAGGUCUGCGUGGAAAGGGAGGCAAGAGCCUGCUUGUCCUUCUCCCUAAGUCUUGUGUAUCAUUUACAGCAAUGCAGUGAGGGUGCAAAAUGGUACCAAGUCAGAAUAACAGCGAGCAUCAGGCACUGAAUGUCCUUGGUGAUCCCUCCAAAUCCCAAUGUAGGAAGAAUGCAUGCUGCAGCCAUCCUGUGGGUAAACAAGACAGCAGAUUUUGGGGGGGGAAUAGCUUUUGUAACCUGGAAUCACUAAAUUCCCAGGCAUUCCCAAAUAUGCAUGACAAGAAUUACUGCCUGCUUUAAAAAUAAAAAAGCAACAGGAAGAAACCUCCAGAUAGUUAGUUCAGAACUGUGAUGAGGUGGAGUAGGCCCCGAGACCUCCAAGCUCCCUGGAAAAGCUGUGUGAGAAGUAGCCAAUAAGGGCCCAGCAAGCUACUACAAAGACUUGCUGAGCUAGAGCCAGUUCCUUGCCAGAGCUAUAGGCGUGUGGCUAGUUGGCUGGCAGAGCUGCAGAGCCCUGGACUGAGUGAACAAGAAAGAUCCCUGAGCUGGUUGCUGGGAUUCUGUUGGGCAAGGCUGUGAAGCAAGAGACGGUGCAGGGCCAAGGGGAAGUGACUCAGAGAAUUAGAACAGCAGUGGAAUUUAAAUACAUGGACACAGCAGAUAGCUUCUAUCUACAGAGACCCUGGCCUGAGAUGCUCCCUACUCCCUUUUGGCAUUGGGAGGAAGUGGUGUGGACAUUAGGACACCCCAGAGGGGGAAGUGAAGCAUAGUGGCCCAGAGAGAGCGAGCUGUAGCGAGGUACCCCAAGAGGGCAAGGACAUUGUCUCCGGGAAGGGAAUCCUGAGCCAUGUCUCUAUUCCAGAGCAGGAAGAAACAGAGAAAGAGGGAGUGCAAAUGUGUGCAAUUGGUCAAAGGGGCACGCACAAGAGGAAUGUGAACCCCAUUAUAGGAACCCACCAUCUUCUAUUUUCCUGUCCUGCUUCAAAGUGAGAAUAAAACCAAAGAACUAGU